UAAUAAUAGUAAUACACAUCUUACCCGCCCCUUCCUUUGGAUCAGGCGGGGGAACAACACUAGUACAAUACAAUAUAAAUCAAAUACAUGAAAUUAAUUAAAAGAGCACAUAAAACCAAUACAGUAUCAAAACAGCCAUCGAGACGUCUUAAAAUGCUUGGUUCAGAAUUCGUCUGGGUCGGCCUGCCAGAUGCCAGGGGGUACCUCUCGACGAAAGAUGAGUUUCACACCUACCUUGACCGGGAAGGGGAGCUGCGGAGUAACAAAGACGGCGACAGCGCGAAGGAGAAUUGCAGCGGAGACCUGAGCGAGCCUCCGGCCAAGCUACAGAAGCUGGGAGGUGGCGGAAGCGAGGAAGCGAACUUGCCGGAAGCGGCGAGUGGAGACGCAAAGGAGCAUCAGGGACCGAAGAGGAACCGGGGGCAGAACAAGAGCCGCCCAUGCAUGAAACCGACUCACUACGAGAAGGACCGCCUGUGUCCCUCGGUCGUCCAGGAACGUGCAGACAAAUGCUUCUUCGGCCCCCGAUGCCGUUUCCUGCACGACGUCAAGGAAUACAUGGCCACGAAGCCGCCGGACCUCGGGGACAGCUGCGUGCUCUUCCAGACGUUUGGCAAGUGUAUUUAUGGGCCCACUUGCCGGUUCGCUGGGACCCACUUCGGGGAGGACUUCAAGAACGUCACCAACGCCGAGCUGCUGAAACAGUGGGAGGGGAAGCCGGCGGUGAGGAACAGCCUCAGCAAGGAACUCCAGCAGCAACUACGCAAGAAGAAAUUCCCCUUCGACAAGUCCAACGAGUACCUCAGCCGCUUGGCCAAGCCCCACCCAGCAAGGGGGUCCGAGGGCCGAGGAAAGAACCCGUCCCCGGGAGAGCCGGGGGUCGUGGGCCACUCUGCUUCCAAAGGAAGCGUGGGCCCCAACGCCGGCGGAGAAGAAGCGCCGGACGCUUCCCCUUCGUCGCAGGAAGGAGGUUCCGGCAGGGACUCUCUCAAAACAGCCGGCGCUGUGACGGAUGAGGAUAUCGUGAAACUCCGGCCGUGUGAGAAGCGAAAGCUGGAUCUCCGCGGCAAGCUUUAUCUGGCCCCGUUGACAACGUGCGGGAACCUCCCUUUCCGGAGGAUCUGCAAGCGCUACGGAGCUGACGUCACCUGCGGGGAGAUGGCCGUGUGCACGAACCUUCUCCAGGGCCAGUCAUCGGAGUGGGCGCUGCUGAAGCGGCACCACACGGAGGACCUCUUUGGCGUCCAGCUGGAAGGGGCGUUUCCGGACACCAUGAGCAAAUGCGCAGAGCUGCUCAACCGGACGGUCGAGGUGGAUUUCGUUGACGUCAACGUGGGCUGCCCCAUCGACCUGAUCUACAACAAGGGUGGAGGCUGUGCCUUAAUGAGUCGCACCAACAAGUUUGAGCAGAUCGUCCGAGGCAUGGACUACGUCUUGGAUGUUCCCCUGACAGUCAAGAUCCGGACCGGUGUGCAAGAGAAGACCAACCUGGCUCACAAACUCAUUCCCAACCUCCGGGACUGGGGAGCUGCUUUGAUCACGCUUCACGGGCGGUCGAGAGAGCAGAGAUACACAAAGGUGGCAGACUGGAGCUACAUCGCGGAGUGCGCCCAGAUCGCUGACCCGGUGCCUCUUUUCGGGAAUGGGGAUAUCUUCUCUUUCGAAGAUGCGAACCGAGCCUUGGAGACGGGAGUUUCGGGGAUUAUGAUUGCUAGGGGGGCAUUGAUCAAGCCCUGGAUCUUCACCGAAAUCAAAGACCAACGGCACUGGGACAUCUCCUCCGGCGAGAGGCUGGGCGUCCUGAGAGACUACACCAACUUCGGCCUGGAGCACUGGGGGUCGGACACACAGGGGGUGGAGAAGACCCGGAAGUUCCUCCUGGAGUGGCUCUCGUUUCUGUGCAGGUACAUCCCGGUCGGCUUACUGGAGCGUCUGCCUCAGAGAAUCAACGAGAGGCCCCCGUAUUACACGGGCCGAGAUUACCUGGAGACCUUGAUGGCAAGCCAAAAUGUGGGCGACUGGAUUAAGAUCAGUGAGAUGUUGUUGGGUCCCGUGCCGGCCAAUUUUACUUUCCUUCCCAAACACAAGGCAAACUCUUACAAGUAGGACGGCAGCCGCGGGGAGACGGAGCGCAGCCUCCUCUCGGGAAGUCAACGUACACGUCGUGGCUCUUUCAGUUUAAAUACUAAUUAAAAGAAAGGUUCUAUUUUUAA
Molecule: messenger RNA, 2213 nt
Organism: Elgaria multicarinata webbii
Lineage: Eukaryota; Metazoa; Chordata; Lepidosauria; Squamata; Anguidae
Gene: DUS3L
Product: dihydrouridine synthase 3 like
Exons: 13
Coding region: 88-2106 (672 amino acids)
Biological process (GO): tRNA processing
Molecular function (GO): tRNA dihydrouridine synthase activity; metal ion binding; flavin adenine dinucleotide binding
Source: RefSeq, a predicted model, not a curated record